UAAAAUAAAAAGUUUAAACAAGCUAUACUUUAAUCGUAAACAUACUGGCGACAGGCCAUCUAUCCCAGAGAAAUAAAAAUGUUUUUCAUAAAAUUGGUUUUUAUUAUUUUUAUUGGGAAAUGCUUUGAAAACGUGAUAUUUGCAGCUUACAAUCCAAUGCUAACUUAUACGAUACGAUUUCAAAAAUUGUAUUUUCAACCCAAUUUCACUGGAAAUUAUACAAUCAACAAAUACAGAGAAAAGGAAUUCGUUAAUGGAUAUAUUGCACUUGACUCGCCAGUACCAUUAGAAAAGCUUGUCGUAGUAUUUCAACGUUGUAAUCCAGAAGGUGUAAACUGUGAAUAUUUUCAAUCAUGGACUUUAAACGAUCUUUGCCCUAAAUUAAAGGACAAGAAUCAAAUAUGGUCCAGUUGGUACAGAGCAUUUGAUCCACAACCAAAUUGUCCAGUAACAAAAUUCAAUCCAAUGUUAACAUACACUAUACGUUUUAAAAAAUUCUAUGUAACACAUAACUUCACUAUGGAUUAUUAUUCGUUCGAUCAAUAUAGAGAUGCACAAUAUAUAAAUGGACAAUUUACAAUAAAUACGAAAGAACUUAUAAACAAAGUUGACGUAGUUUUCUAUCGAUGUGACUCAGAAGGAAUUAAUUGCGAAUACUUCCAAAGUUGGACGGUAACUGGUCUUUGUAAUAAAUUAAAAGAAAAAAAUCAAAUAUGGACCCGAUGGUACGAUUCGUUUGAUCCACCGAUGCGUUGUCCAUUAGAUAAAGGAACGUAUACAAUGAAAAAUGGAACUGUUGAUAUUAAUGCGAUACUAUUGUGGUAUCCUGAAGCAACUGAUUACCAAUGGAGAGUAGUUCAAAAUAUGUAUGCUGAUGAUAUAUUUGUUGGCGGUGUAGUGGUAGAGUUUUCAUUUUUUGGUUACAGAAAAAAAAUCAACUCUACUGUAAAACUCUAA
Rhopalosiphum maidis (corn leaf aphid) is the source of this 957-nucleotide messenger RNA. RefSeq lists its product as uncharacterized. The record is from RefSeq and is a predicted model, not a curated record. The transcript is spliced from 6 exons. Bases 79 to 957 code for a protein of 292 amino acids. Lineage: Eukaryota; Metazoa; Arthropoda; Insecta; Hemiptera; Aphididae.